AUGGGAUGUACACUGAGCGCCGAGGAGCGCGCCGCUCUUGACCGGAGCAAGGCCAUCGAGAGGAACCUGAAGGAGGACGGACAGACGGCCGCCAAGGACGUCAAGCUGCUGCUGCUCGGCGGCGGGGAGUCCGGUAAAAGCACCAUCGUCAAACAGAUGAAGAUUAUCCAUGAAGAUGGCUUUUCUGGGGAUGAUGUGAAGCAGUAUAAGCCUGUGGUCUACAGCAACACCAUCCAGAGCUUGGCAGCCAUCCUCCGAGCCAUGGACUCACUGGCCAUCGAGUUUGGAGACAAGGAUAGAAAAGCCGAUGCCAAGCUGGUGUGUGAUGUGGUCACUCGUAUGGAGGACACAGAGCCGUACUCUGCAGAGCUUCUCACAGCAAUGACGCGUGUCUGGACCGACGCUGGCACUCAGGAGUGCUUCAGCCGUGCCCGUGAAUACCAGCUGAACGACUCUGCUCAAUACUACCUUGACAGUCUAGAUCGGAUCGGGGCACCAGACUAUCAGCCCACAGAGCAGGACAUCCUGAGAACCCGAGUGAAGACCACUGGUAUCGUUGAAACCCACUUCACCUUCAAAAACCUCCAUUUCAGGCUUUUUGACGUGGGAGGUCAGAGGUCAGAGAGGAAGAAGUGGAUCCACUGCUUUGAAGAUGUGACAGCCAUUAUCUUCUGUGUCGCUAUGAGUGGAUACGACCAGGUGCUCCAUGAAGACGAGACUACUAACCGCAUGCACGAGUCGCUCAUGCUCUUCGACUCCAUCUGUAACAACAAGUUCUUCAUCGACACCUCCAUCAUCCUCUUCCUCAACAAGAAGGAUCUGUUUGCUGAGAAGAUCAAGAAGUCCCCACUGACGAUCUGUUUUCCAGAAUACACAGGUGCUAAUACUUACGACGAUGCUACUGCAUAUAUUCAGGUUCAGUUUGAGAGUAAGAACCGCUCUCCCAAUAAGGAGAUCUACUGUCACCUGACCUGUGCCACAGACACAGGUAACAUCCAGGUAGUGUUUGAUGCCGUCACUGACAUCAUUAUUGCAAACAACCUGAGAGGGUGUGGCUUAUACUGA
Limanda limanda (common dab) is the source of this 1065-nucleotide messenger RNA. RefSeq names its product guanine nucleotide binding protein (G protein), alpha activating activity polypeptide O, b (gene gnao1b). The coding region runs from base 1 to 1065 and encodes 354 amino acids. The record is from RefSeq and is a predicted model, not a curated record. The transcript has 8 exons. Gene Ontology annotation, molecular function: GTPase activity; mu-type opioid receptor binding; G protein-coupled serotonin receptor binding. Gene Ontology annotation, biological process: G protein-coupled dopamine receptor signaling pathway; adenylate cyclase-modulating G protein-coupled receptor signaling pathway. Gene Ontology annotation, cellular component: heterotrimeric G-protein complex. NCBI's taxonomy places the organism in Eukaryota, Metazoa, Chordata, Actinopteri, Pleuronectiformes, Pleuronectidae.